Messenger RNA from Salarias fasciatus (jewelled blenny), 1965 nucleotides. Its product is annotated as galactose-3-O-sulfotransferase 2-like. The record is from RefSeq and is a predicted model, not a curated record. The coding region runs from base 48 to 1520 and encodes 490 amino acids. Lineage: Eukaryota; Metazoa; Chordata; Actinopteri; Blenniiformes; Blenniidae. Gene Ontology annotation, molecular function: galactosylceramide sulfotransferase activity. Gene Ontology annotation, biological process: glycolipid biosynthetic process. The transcript has 4 exons. Gene Ontology annotation, cellular component: membrane.
CUGCUGCAGGUGGAGUUGGAUCUGGAUCCUCAGGUCUUGAUAGGAAGAUGUCUGCUUCAAUCCCACGCACCCCUGCAAUCUUACGUCUGCGGCGCUGGCGUUGCUCUCUGUGGAUCCUUCUCACCAUGCUGGUGGUCGGUGUGACCAUCCAGACUUUUCACAUCCAGCCCAAAAGAGCACCUGUGACGCCUCCUGUCCUCAACGGAAUUGCUUUCCCUGCCCUGGAAAACUUCUGGGAAAAUGACAACUCAGAGUCUCAGAGAAAUAAAUUCCCUGGCGCACCUCAUGGUCAGAAUGAAAGUCCUCUUCUCUUGUUGGUCAAGCCAGUUAUGAAAACUCCACCAAAGGAAGACCUGAAAGAGACUCGCCGUUGGAAUGAGGGAACUCCCCCGUUGGUCCAGUGGAAUGAGGGAGCUGGAAAGCUGUCCAGUGGUGGGAAUCAAAACUUCAAGAAAACUUGCCAACCGAAAUCUCACAUAGUUUUUCUGAAGACUCACAAAACAGCGAGCAGCACGAUCCAAAACAUCCUGUACCGGUAUGGUGAAAACAGAGGCCUGACCUUCGCCUUGCCCCGAAACAAGCACAACCAGCUGUCUUACCCCAGAUAUUUUGACACGCGUUUUGUGAAUGGCGUCGAAAGCAAAUUGUCAAUGCCUUUUGACAUUCUGUGCAACCACAUGAGGUUCAAAAACCCCGAGGUGAAAAAACUGAUGCCCCAAGAUUCGUUCUACUUUUCUAUUGUGAGAAAUCCUGUGGCGAUGAUGGAGUCCAUGUAUAUCUACUAUAAGUACCUUGGAGUCUUCAGGAGGACCAAAUCCCUGGAGGACUUUCUAGACAAUGGGCUUAAUAUCCUAUCGUUGUUGCACAACUAUGCUCACAACAACCUUGCAUUUGACUUUGGCUUUGACAACAUUGCCACAGCUGACACACCAGACCUGGAGACGAUAGUUAAUGAAGUGAUCACUGGCAUAGAACAGGACUUCCACCUUAUUCUUAUCACUGAAUACUUUGACGAGUCCAUGAUCUUGCUGAAGCACAGUCUCUGCUGGUCCCUAGAGGAUGUUGUUUCCUUCAAGCUCAACAGUCGCCAUGACCAAAGUCGUAAGUCUAUUUCACAGAUAACUGCUGAGAAAAUCAAGAGGUGGAAUGUUUUAGACUGGAGGAUUUAUGAACACUUUAACGCCACCUUCUGGCACAAAGUGAGGAGUCUGGUUGGGGAAGAGGAGAUGAAGCGGGAAGUGUCUCAGCUGAAGGAGCUACAAGCCAAGUUAACAAGCAUCUGUCUGGAAGGUGGAGAGGCUGUCAACCCAAGACUGAUAAGAGACGAGGCAGUGAUGCCUUUCCAGUCGGGAACGGCAGUCAUUCAGGGCUAUAACCUCAACCGAAACCUAGACAUACAGACCAAAACAAAGUGUCAGAGACUGAUAAUGCCAGAAUUGCAGUUCACAAAGCUGUUGUAUGAAAAACAGUUCCCAGAAACUGGUUUGAAAGUAGAGCGCAAAAGGUGGAGAAAGAACUGAAGACUGACUUCGUCAAGUCUCAUGAUGGAUAUCAUAUUAAAGAUCUAUCACUGUGAGACCUCAGAUUAUCACAAAACUUUGCUAAACCCCGAAAAUUCUACCUAAUCCCCAAACAACAAGUCGAAGACAGACUAUGAGACAGAAUCUCUUUCACCAUCCAGACAUGCAGUUGUGCAAUUUCAUAACGCUGUUGCUGGUUUUCUGUUUGUCCCUGUGUACGUGUUUGGUAUUCCCUCAUUUUACCUGAUGUCAUGAUUUACUUGUUUUGGUUUCAGUCCAUGUCUUGUUUCUCGCUCUCUCCGUUUCUUUUACUCCACCUCUGUGCUCCCUCUUCUUCCCUGACGACCUUUCAUUAGCUGAGCCUCCCUCCAUAGGACUGUCAGUUCAUUUGUCCUGAUUGAGAUGUGCUUGAUCUGUGUCUCUUAUGUUUCUUUUCACCUCUUUU